AUGCUGCAACUGCCAACAACCAACCCAGAGGCUGCUGCAUUCCUGGAAUCGGGCGGAUUUGUUGUCCAGAGAUCUGAAAACCCCUUUGCUCAAGUAGCCUCAGAUCUGGCCAUUGAGCAGACCAUCAAUCGCUCGUCAAAAACAACAGGUGGUAUCAUCGGCAUCAGCUUGAACCCAUCUGCUGUACAACGCUGGGUCAUGACGGCGCAUGAUCGUGCACGAUUUGCAGAUUCCUGUCUCCAGCUCUGUGGACUUGACGACUGCUCCCGUGAGGCUGAUGUGCUGCACAAAGAGUGUCAUCUGCCACGCAUGUCCAGAGAUGAGGAUGAUGUGCCACGCAUGUCCAGAGAUGAGGAUGAUGUGCCACGCAUGUCCAGAGAUGAGGAUGAUGUGCCACGCAUGUCCAGAUAUGAGGAUGAUGUGCCACGCAUGUCCAGAGAUGAGGAUGAUGUGCCACGCAUGUCCAGAGAUGAGGAUGAUGUGCCACGCAUGUCAAGAGAUGAGGAUGAUGUGCCACGCAUGUCCAGAGAUGAGGAUGAUGUGCCACGCAUGUCAAGAGAUGAGGAUGAUGUGCCACGCAUGUCCAGAGAUGAGGAUGAUGUGCAAUGUGUGGAGGCAACGAUAUGUGGCUGGGUCAACCCCUUUGGUGACGAACCGCUGGAUAGGGAUUCUGCCGACUUGGUCAACCUCUCGUCUGGUUUGAUGUGCUCCGAGCAGACCACGAAGGACUUGCUUGAAGCAGAACAGCAGGGAAAGGAAGCAUUUCAAAGAUUCAUCAAGAAUCGCGUUGUCGACCAGUGUGACAAGUUCCACGACCCCAUCCAGAAGCUGAAGCUAAGCACGUUUGCCGUCCGCAAGGAGCGUACCACCACCCGUAGUGCGUUGAAGGUAGCAGUGCUCAAGGCGGAUUGUGCCCUGUUCAGUAAGAUGGCUGUUAUUGCCCAGCAGCGUCAUCUUGACAUUCGUGAGGUUCUUGCAUAUCCGCUUUCAGCUGCGCCCUUGUCGCUAUGCACUGCAGAAGGCACCAGGGUGAAAACAAACAAGGCUGCACUGUUGCAGCUCCUCAGCAAGACGGAUUGUACCAGCCAUGAGCCAGCACCUCCAUCUUCGGCUGCGUUAAUCGUCGAUGCCAUGGCUCUGCUACGGACCCUGAAGCCGACUUCCUUGCCAGGUACGCUCGGAGAACUGGCAAAGCAUGUGUUUAUGUGCCUCUCGAGGAAUUUCCCGCAGUUUCGGCGAAUCGACUUUGUAGCUGAUACGUAUCCAGAAUACUCCAUCAAAGAUGUUGAGCGAAGUCGACGAGCGCAAUCGCAUGGUGAGAUCCGGCUAAGAAUCUCAAGUGGACAGCAGCACACGCCGAAGCAAUGGGCUAAGUUCUUGUCAAGUGGCAGCAGCAAGACUGAGCUUGUUAGCUUCCUUGUUACGGAAUGGUCCACCGAUGCCUACGCCAGCCACCUGAAAGCUAGACAGCUGUACGCAACAGACGGUAUCAGCUGCGUCAAGCUAGUGUCGCCUGAUGGCCUCACCACCACAGCAACAGAGUGCUUACGGCUGAACUGCUCACAUGAAGAGGCAGACACUCGGCUUCUGCUGCACGCUCGUGAUGCUUUUGCAGAAGGCUAUACUUCGGUCACGAUCAAGUCGCCGGACACGGACGUAGCGGUUCUGGGUUGCGGACUGAGCCACCGCUUUCCUGACAGUAUGAAGCUCCUGUUUCUGCCUGGUUCUAGGAGCAAAGUCCUGCUCCUGAAUCUCUCAAAGAUUGGCUCUGCGCUAGGCACUUCCGUGUGUGACGCACUGAUCGGCAUGCAUGCCUUUACCGGGUGCGAUACGGUCAGUGCGUUCCACGGAAAGGGCAAGACCAGCGCUUAUCAGCUCCUGACCAGUGAUGGAAGCAAGGGAGACCUGGCACGAAGUUCAAUGGCCGAACUUGGCAAAGCCUUCAACCCGCUGUCAGCAGGCGCCAUGGCAGAAAUCGAGCGGUUUGUCUGCAUGCUGUAUGGCUGGUCAAACCAGUCAAGCGUUAACAGCUUACGGUACGAGUUGUUUUGCUUGCUGGAUAACGCCAAGGAUUCGAGCAGACUGCCCCCAUGCCACGAUGCUCUGCGUAAACACGCAGCAAGGGCCAACUUCCAGGCGGCUGUUUGGUGACGUGCUCUAGAAGCCCAGCCCCCUGUCCCUGAAGCGUACGCUGGAAGCCAUGGUUGGCAGCUGUCCAAUGGCCAGCUGCGCAUUGAUUGACUCUCGGUAGCUGCAGCACCACAAGCAAUCUUGGAAUUUGUGAAGUGUUCCUGCAAGACCGGCUGCCAAGGUAAUAGAUGCUCAUGCCCCAGCCAAUCCCUUCCCUGCACGGAUGUUUGUGGAUGCAGUAGCGAGUGUAGCAACCGCGAGGAGUCAGGUCAUCCCAUAAUUCAAGAAGAUGACCACACUGUCCAGUAGCCGUUGGAUUACUACACAUGCCUGGUCCAAGAUCUCCAUCACCACAGCUGUCAUCGUGUUGGAGCAUUGGUGUAACAUUUCUAUCUGUUUAA
Molecule: messenger RNA, 2531 nt
Organism: Sycon ciliatum
Lineage: Eukaryota; Metazoa; Porifera; Calcarea; Leucosolenida; Sycettidae
Exons: 2
Coding region: 1-2151 (716 amino acids)
Source: RefSeq, a predicted model, not a curated record